AUGGCGCUGCUGGGCCGCCAGAGUGAUCUGUGGCGGACCGUGGAGGCGGGAAGAAAACCUGAAAGCAAAGAGAUUGGAAUAAUUUUGUUGCAGCGGAUAUUCAACUCCUUUGUGUACACAGAAAAAAUCUCAAACGGAGAAAGUGAAGUUCAGCAGCUAGCCAAAAAAAUUCGGGAAAAGUUUAACCGUUACUUAGAUGUGGUAAAUCGAAACAAGCAUGUCGUGGAAGCUUCGUAUACUGCUCACUUGACAUCCCCUCUCACAGCAAUUCAGGACUGUUGCACCAUCCCACCAUCUAUGAUGGAGUUUGAUGGCAAUUUUAACACUAACGUGUCUAGAACCAUUAGCUGUGAUAGAUUGUCCACCACCGUGAAUAGCAGAGCAUUCAACCCUGGGCGUGAUUUAAACUCCGUACUUGCUGACAAUUUGAAAUCAAAUCCUGGAAUCAAAUGGCAGUACUUUAGUUCAGAAGAAGGCAUUUUUACUGUGUUUCCAGCUCACAAAUUCCGAUGUAAAGGCAAUUAUGAACACCGCAGCAGGCCUGUCUACGUCUCUACAGUUAGACCUCAGUCAAAGCAUGUAGCUGUCAUUAUAGACCAUGGAGCUUCAGUUACAGAAACACAACUGCAGAUUGCUAAAGAUGCAGCCCAGGUUAUUCUGAACUCAAUAGAUGAACAUGAUAAGAUUUCUGUGUUAACUGUGGCAGACACAGUGAGAACUUGUUCUUUGGAUCAGUGCUACAAGACAUUUCUGUCUCCUGCUACUAGUGAGACAAAAAGGAAGAUGUCCACCUUUGUUAGCAAUAUCAAAUCAUCUGACAGCCCUACCCAGCAUGCAGCAGGCUUUCAGAAAGCAUUUCAGUUGAUGCGAAAUACAAACAAUAGCAUCAAACCUCAAGCAAACACAGAUACAGUCAUAAUUUACUUAUCAGCUGGAAUAGCAUCAAGAGAUUCAUCCGAAGACAGUAAAAAGACUACUCUUCGUGUCAUCAAUGAAGAAAAUAGUUUGCUUAACAACUCCGUAAUGAUCCUUACUUAUGCUCUCAUGAAUGAGGGUGUGACAGGCUUAAAAGAAUUAGCCUUUCUUCGAGAUCUGGCAGAACAAAAUUCAGCAAAGUAUGGAGUCCCAGAUCGAACAGCUUUUCCUGUAACUAAGGGCAGUAUGAUGGUCCUUAACCAGCUGAGCAAUUUGGAAACAACUGUUGGACGGUUUUAUACAAAUCUCCCAAACCAUAUGAUUGAUGAAGCAGUCUUCAGUUUGCCCUUUUCUGAUGAAAUGGGUGAUGGUCUGAUAAUGACUGUCAGUAAACCAUGUUACUUUGGAAACCUGUUGUUAGGAAUUGUUGGAGUGGAUGUUAAUCUAGCCUAUAUUUUGGAAGAUGUUACCUAUUACCAAGAUUCUUUGGCUUCAUACACAUUUCUGAUUGAUGAUAAAGGUUAUACGCUGAUGCACCCCUCUCUCACCAGGCCCUACUUGCUUUCUGAACCACCGCUUCACACAGACAUAAUACAUUAUGAGAAUAUUCCAAAAUUUGAACUGGUUCGACAGAAUAUCCUCAGCCUCCCCCUCGGCAGUCAACUUAUUACAGUCCCGGUGAAUUCGUCACUGUCUUGGCAUGUCAACAAAUUGCGUGAAAUUGGGAAAGAUGCCUACAAUGUGAGUUAUGCCUGGAAAAUGGUUCAAGACACAUCUUUCAUUUUGUGUAUAGUUGUAAUACAACCAGAAAUACCUGUUAGACAACUUAAAAAUCUCAACACUGUACCCAGUAGUAAACUUCUUUAUCAUCGUCUGGAUCUGUUAGGCCAGCCCAAUGCUUGUCUGCAUUUCAAACAACUGGCAACCUUAGAAAGCCCUACAGUGAUGUUGUCUGCAGGUGGUUUUUCGUCUCCAUAUGAACAUCUAAGUCAGCCCGAGACCAAGAGGAUGGUGGAACAUUAUACAGCAUAUCUGAGUGACAACACCCGCCUCAUUGCCAACCCUGGGCUGAAAUUCUCUGUCAGAAAUGAAGUAAUGGCUACCAGUCACGUCACAGAUGAAUGGAUGACACAAAUGGAAAUGAGUAGCUUGAACAGUUACAUUGUCCGCCGUUACAUAGCAACGCCCAAUGGGGUGCUCAGAAUUUAUCCUGGUUCCCUCAUGGACAAAGCAUUUGAUUCCACUAGGAGACAAUGGUACCUCCAUGCAGUGGCUAAUCCAGGAUUAAUUACUUUCACUGGGCCAUAUUUAGAUGUUGGAGGAGCGGGCUAUGUGGUUACCAUCAGUCAUACUGUCCAUUCCUCAAGCUCACAGGUGUCUUCUGGCCAUUCUGUUGCGGUGAUGGGCAUUGAUUUUACUCUGCGAUAUUUCUACAAAGUACUAAUGGACCUGUUACCAGUUUGUAACCAAGACGGAGGCAAUAAAAUAAGAUGUUUUAUUAUGGAAGACAGAGGAUAUCUUGUGGCACAUCCAACUCUUAUUGAUCCGAAAGGUCAUGCUCCAGUAGAACAACAACAUAUCACACACAAGGAACCUCUUGUGGCAAAUGAUAUCCUAAAUCAUCCAAACUUUGUGAAGAAAAAUUUGUGUAACAGUUUCAGUGACAGAACCGUCCAGAGAUUUUAUAAAUUUAAUACUAGCCUGAUGGGUGAUCUGACAAAUCUUGUGCACGGCAGCCACUGUUCUAAAUACAGGCUGACAAGAAUACCUGGAACCAAUGCCUUUGUUGGAAUAGUAAAUGAAACCUGUGACUCACUUGCUUUCUGUGCCUGCAGUAUGGUAGACAGGCUCUGUCUGAACUGUCACAGAAUGGAACAGAAUGAAUGUGAAUGCCCUUGUGAGUGCCCUUUAGAAGUCAAUGAAUGUACAGGCAACCUUACCAAUGCAGAAAGCAGAAACCCUAGUUGUGAAGUCCAUCAGGAACCUCUGACUUUUAUUGCUGUGGAUCCCAGCCUACAGGAUGCUCUUCCUCAGUGUAUCAAUACACAGUGUAAUCAAAGAAUGGAGAGUGGAGAUUGUUUUGGUGUCUUAGACUGUGAGUGGUGCAUGGUAGACAGUGAUGGAAAGACUCACCUUGAUAAAUCCUAUUGUGCUCUUCAGAAGGAAUGCUUUGGGGGUAUUGUGGGUGCCAAAAGCCCCUAUACGGAUGACAUGGGAUCCAUUGGAGAUGAAGUGAUAACCUUGAAUAUGAUAAAAAGUGCUCCAGUUGGUCCUGUAGCAGGAGGUAUUAUGGGAUGCAUAAUGGUGUUGGUUCUUGCGGUCUAUGCCUAUCGUCAUCAGAUCCAUCGCAGAAGUCAUCAGCAUAUGUCUCCACUUGCAGCCCAAGAAAUGUCAGUCCGCAUGUCCAACCUGGAGAAUGAGAGAGAUGAAAGGGAUGAGGACAGUCAUGAAGACAGAGGAAUCAUCAGUAACACUCGGUUUAUAGCAGCAGUUAUUGAGCGACAUGCCCACAGUCCUGAACGUAGACGCCGCUACUGGGGACGAUCAGGAACAGAAAGUGAUCAUGGCUACAGUACUAUGAGUCCUCAGGAAGACAGCGAAAACCCUCCCUGCAACAAUGACCCAUUAUCAGCUGGUGUAGAUGUGGGAAAUCAUGACGAAGAUUUAGACCUGGAGACCCCACCUCAGACUGCUGCCCUUUUGAGUCACAAGUUCCACCACUACAGGUUGCACCAUCCCGCUCCCCACCACAGUCACCACUUACAGGCUGCAGUGACGGUACACACGGUAGAUGCAGAAUGCUAACGACUUUGAACUCGGGGGAGAAUUGCAACUAAUGACACAGGCAGCAGGAGCCCAACUCAUGUUCAUCUUUCGUGACAGGCAUGGUUUUGGUGACUAUCACAGGACGCAUUUCAGACGCAAAUGUUCUCUUUCUAAAACAUAAAGCUGCCCUGGAGUGGAGAAGUUAAGGUGAUGAAUGAACCUGCCAUAACACUCAGUCAAAUGGAAUAGUAGGAAUGUUCGAUCUCCAAGCACAAGAAAGAAGAAAGGUUUACACAAAGGUUUAAGCUGAGUGUUUUGAACUCGGUUAAUCUGAGCCAAGAAAAGAGUUAGCGCAGUUGAAGGCGAAGAAGAUUUUGCUUUCCUUAAAGGGAAGAACAGAAAUUGCAGCCAGAGAGAAAGAAGGUGCUGGAUCUAAAAAUAGCCAUUGCCACAAGGUUUUCAUUUGUGUGGGCUCCUUUUUUUAAAAAAGUUCAUUGCUCUUACAAAUUUAUUGUAUAGGAUCUAGGACAAUGCAUCUGGAGAUUUUAAAAUAAAGGAUUAUUUUUGUACUAUUUAUUGAACUCAAAACACUCAUGAACUCUGAGAGAAAGGAAAGGGAGGGAAUAAAGGCAUCACAGACUUUCCGUGAAUACAGCCUAAAGUUUUAUUUGUGUUGGUGACGCUGUGGUUCUUAAGAGACUUGAUAUUCAACCCCCUUCUGCACCAUGCUAUAAAGGGAAAAUGAAGAAAUUGUGUGCUGAUUUGUUUACAUAAUUAAGGGUUCGUUUCCAUGGUCAUUUGUACACUAUAAACAUGGCUUGUUGUGUUUAUAUUAUAUAUAUCACCCUUCUCCACAAUUUAUAUAUAUGACUAAAAUUGUGUAGAAAUGUGAUACGAAGUCUGAGCCUCCUGGCUAAAGCAUUGAAGAAUCCUAUUCUUCUCUCACUCGCCAUCUUACUUAUUUUCCAACUUGGGGGCAAAAUUCCAUUUAAUAUAGUAACACAGUAUUCAGUGCCAUUCAUGACUGACAAACUGAAAAUGCUAAUUGUUUCCAUUUCACACAAUGGAAAAAUUUUCAAAACAUAAUGAUAAAAGGUCUCUCCCAUUUAUCUGGAGUUUAACACUGUUUUCGUUCUUCAUUGGAGAUUCAUAACAUCUGACUUGAUGACACAUGGACCAUAUAAUUUUAAGCUAGUUUUAAGUCGCCGUGUUUUGUUUUAAAGUGACUAAAAUAUUAUGGGCACAUAUUUGCACUUGUGCAUAUGAUAAACAUUCAUCUAUAUGUAGUUUUUAAAAAGGUAUCUGAAUAUUGCUUUAAUAAUAGGGUACUUAAUAGUUAUGUAAAUGGUUUUUAACAGUAUGGUAAAGUAUGUGUGUGCUAUCAUGAUGCCCUUUAUACUAUGUAUAAAAUCACAAUUUCUAGUGGAAUAAAAUUAUGUAAAGUAUGGAUUUAUGAAUUACUUUUAACAGGUCCAAAUGUAAUUUGGCAUA
Molecule: messenger RNA, 5172 nt
Organism: Protobothrops mucrosquamatus (brown spotted pit viper)
Lineage: Eukaryota; Metazoa; Chordata; Lepidosauria; Squamata; Viperidae
Gene: CACHD1
Product: cache domain containing 1
Exons: 28
Coding region: 1-3720 (1239 amino acids)
Cellular component (GO): voltage-gated calcium channel complex
Molecular function (GO): voltage-gated calcium channel activity
Source: RefSeq, a predicted model, not a curated record